GAUUGCAUAUGUGUGGGUGUGUGUGUGUGUGUGUGUGUGUGUGUGUGUGUGUGUGUGUGGGUGUGGGUGUGCAUGAAAAGGAGAGCCAUUGAUAACCCCCCAGUCCCUCUCAGUGCUGCUCACUCAGUCUCCUGCCCUAGUGCCAGCCUCUCUGCAGCCAUGAAGCCGGGUCUGCCGUCCUCCGCAUGCCUCCUGCUGCUGUGCCUGCUGGGGGCCCGCGCCACCACGGAUCCCCGCCAAGCCGCCGCCAUGGCUGCCGGCCUGUGCAAGACUCGCCCCACAGACCUGGUAUUCAUAGUGGACAGCUCCCGCAGUGUACGGCCAUCCGAGUUUGAGCAGGUGAAGGUGUUCCUGGCUAAGGUGAUUGAGGGGCUGAACGUCGGACCCAACGCCACCCGCGUGGGCGUGAUCAACUACGCCAGCCGGGUGAAGAACGAGGUGUCGCUGAAGACCCACCGCACCAAGGCUGCGCUGAUCAAAGCCGUCACCCGCAUCGAGCCGCUCUCCACCGGCACCAUGACCGGCCUCGCCAUCCAGUUCGCCGUCAACGUGGCCUUUAGCGAAGCCGAGGGGGCCCGCGUGCGCUCUCCCGACGUCAGCAAGGUGGCAAUCAUUGUGACAGACGGGCGUCCCCAGGACAAUGUUAAAGAUGUGGCGAAAAAAGCAAGGGAUUCUGGGAUUGAAAUGUUUGCCAUUGGCGUGGGCCGUGUGGACAUGAACACGCUGAAGCAGAUUGCCAGUGAGCCUGAGGAGGACCACGUGGACUAUGUGGAGAGCUACAGUGUCAUUGAGAAGCUCACCAAGAAGUUCCAGGAGGCUUUCUGUGUCACGGACCUGUGCGCAAGCGGAGACCACGACUGUAAGCAGGUAUGCAUCAGCAAGCCCGGCUCUUACAAGUGCGCCUGCAAGAAGGGAUUCACCCUCAUGGAGGACGGACGAUCCUGCAGUCGUGAGUUGGCAGCUUGCAGUGAUUCUGCUACUGAUGUGGUGUUCCUGAUCGAUGGCUCCAAGAGUGUGCGGCCCGAGAACUUUGAGCUGGUGAAGAAGUGGAUCAACCAGAUCGUGGAGAAGCUGGACGUGGCUGAAAACAAGGCCCAUGUGGGGCUUGUGCAGUACUCCAGUGCGGUCAAGUCAGAGUUCCCACUUGGCCAAUACAACACUAAAAAGGACCUGAAGGAUGCCGUGAAGAAGAUGGCCUACAUGGAGAGGGGGACCAUGACCGGUCAGGCCCUGAGCUACCUUCUGGACAACAGUUUCGCACCCAACCAGGGGGCCCGUCCAGGUGUCUCCAAAGUGGCCAUUGUCUUCACCGAUGGGCGUUCCCAGGACUACAUUGGAGAUGCUGCCAAGAAGGCUAAAGAGCUGGGAUAUAAGAUGUACGCAGUGGGAGUUGGGAACGCGGUGGAGGAUGAGCUGAGAGAGAUUGCAUCUGAGCCCAUUGCCGAGCACUACUUCUACACCGCUGACUUCAAGGCGAUGAACCAGAUCGCCAAGAAGCUUACCGGGAACAUCUGUGAAAAAGAGAAUCCCUGUGAAUGUGAAUCAAUUGUCAAGUUCCAGAAAAAGGUUGAAGCUGCUUUGCAAGCAUUAACAAAAAAAUUGGAGGGCAUAGCGAAGAGGAUCGCAGCACUGGAGAACAAAAUCGUCUGAGGAGCUUGCACACCCCCUUCUCAUUCUUCACCUUUUUUUGUAAAACAACUUACUGUAAA
Messenger RNA from Anguilla anguilla (European eel), 1709 nucleotides. It is a transcript of the gene matn1, whose product is annotated as matrilin 1. Gene Ontology annotation, molecular function: calcium ion binding. The coding region runs from base 73 to 1650 and encodes 525 amino acids. The record is from RefSeq and is a predicted model, not a curated record. The transcript is spliced from 8 exons. Lineage: Eukaryota; Metazoa; Chordata; Actinopteri; Anguilliformes; Anguillidae.